This is a messenger RNA of Spinacia oleracea (spinach), 865 nucleotides long. RefSeq names its product indole-3-acetaldehyde oxidase-like. Gene Ontology annotation, molecular function: iron ion binding; oxidoreductase activity. The record is from RefSeq and is a predicted model, not a curated record. Lineage: Eukaryota; Viridiplantae; Streptophyta; Magnoliopsida; Caryophyllales; Amaranthaceae. The transcript is spliced from 2 exons. The coding region runs from base 63 to 296 and encodes 77 amino acids.
UCACAGUAAUAUUUCUAUAUGGAGGCUCAAAUUGCCUACUAUUUCCAGAUGAGGAUAACUGCAUGGUGGUUUAUGGUUCUGUUCAAGCUCUUGAAUUUACACAUUAUGUGGUUGCAAGUUGUCUUGGAGUUCCUGAAAACAACAUCCGUGUCAUCACAAGACGGGUUGGAGGCGGUUUUGGCGGAAAGGCAAUAAGAGCUAUUCGUAUUGCAUCAACUUUUACACUAGCUGUUCCGGGUAUGGAACUGGGAGGACGUUCCGAAGCACCUUGGUCCUGUCAAGCAGAGCAAACGUGAGCUAACCUCGGGGGUUUAACCGAGGAAACCCCCUCCGAUGCCUAAGUCAGCAAAUAGAUAAGAAGUCUUUAGAGAGGGAAUAUAGAGAGAAGGUGGAGCAAGUACCGUGUGUAAGAAUGUGUCCCAUCAUGAAUGAUGUGGGUGCUAUUUAUAGGCGUACUAUUCUGUACUUUGGCCUACUUGGAUGCCGCCACGUGUAUGACGGCGAUGUACUUUAUUCCUUGUCGUUGUCGUUUAGCCUGCAGGUCCCUUCUUGGACUGAUGCAGCUUUGUCUAGCUCUGCUCUGUGUCUUUAUACGUGAUCUGGGGAGGUUUGAUCUGCCUGGGUUGCAUAUGCUUGGCUUGGGGUUUAGAGUCUUUCUUUGACUUGGGUGUGCCCUGGGUGUCAGGGUUUGCUCUGUCAUUGAUGUUCUGUCCUCUCUGGAUAUGACCCCGUACAACUAGUCCCUCAAGAGUAGAGCUGACCUUUUAAGUCAGGUCUGCUCUUCUGUCCUUGAUCUGGCCUCUUUGGGGCUGCAAUGCUUGUUUUGUUGGCUUUUUGCUUUUGUCCUGGUUGUGUAUUUUCUUGC